GGCCGUCGCCAGUCGCCAGUAACGGGAGACACUGGGACCUGCAGACCCACAUCGUGGGCGCGCACUGGGGCCCACCUGCUCGCGGAGCGGGCAACGCCAGGUGCCGCAGAGAGGAGCGAGGAGGGAAGCAGGGCCCGGGUGACAGCACAGAAAUGACAAAUAUUCAUUCCUGGCUGAAGCAGAAGAGACCAUUUUCUCCACAUUGACUGUUUGGCUUGGGAAUGACAUGUUGACCGGAGGUGGCAAAGGGGAGGCCCGACUCCAGAGAAAAGAAGGGGUGUGAGGGCCUGAGCUAUCGAGCAACGGGAGAGAAAACAAGUUGAUUUCUGGGCCCAGGGGGGCUCCUCGAGGCUUCUUCUGGGUAAAGGACUGGUCUUCUUGGACCUCAGAAGAUAGAGGAACCACAUCCUGGUCUCACCCGCCCACCGUUACCUUCCCACCAACCAUCUAAACCGCAUCCUCCCCUCACACACUGAGGUAACCAGAAAGCCGCCCUGUCUGGCCUCCUAGAAGCGCGGACUUCCAUCAGGAACACACUGUCCUCUGGGCUGUGGGCCUGUGACGCCUGAGGUUCCAGGCAGUGGAGGUCCUUGGCGAGUGAUGCGCGAGCCCGUUCUGUCGUAGGGAGCUCCCUGGUCCCAUCUGGUGGCGCUCCUCCUCCAUCCAGACUGCGUGGCUCAGGUCCCCCUCGUCACUGGACCCUCCGCCAUGGCCUGGACGCUGCUGCUCAUGUUUAUCGUGGUGCAUCCAGGGUCCUGUGUUCUCUGGGUGUCCCAGCCCCCCGAGAUGCUUACCCAGGAGGGAGCGACUGCCUUCCUGCCCUGCUCCUUCAAUGUCAGCCCAGGGAGCCCGGCCAUUGGCUCUGUCAUAUGGUACCGAGACGCCGUGGCCCCAGGGAAGGAGGUGAGGAACCAGACACCCGAGUUCAGGGGCCGCCUGGUGCCCCUGGCCUCUUCCCGCUUCCUCUGGGACCACCAGGCUGAUCUGCACAUCUGGGACGCCCGAGGCCAGGACGCAGGCACCUACGUGUGCACAGUGGAGGUGCUGGGCCUGGGUUUCGGGACCGGAAACGGGACGCGGCUGGUCGUGGAGAAAGGCACUUCCACGGAGCCGGAGCCGCUUCCUCUCCACUGCCCUGGAGCAAGGCUCUCUCAGCUGGGAGCCAGCACAGCCCUCUUCCUCCGGGCAGCACUCUGUGCCUCGGGCUUUCUCUUUGUGGCCCUGGGAAGCAGCUUCUAUUACCUCGGCAAAUGCCACUGUCAAAGGGGAGCACCCAGCUCCUCCUGGGACCUCCCGUAAGGACCUCUUCACGAAUCUCGAAAAUCCCUCUGGGCCCCACUGACUCCCGCUUCAUGAGUCCUGCGUAUUCUCCAUUCCCGAAUGCCCCAGUACGCCCCUCGGGAGGCCACUCUCAACUCUCCCGUCCACCAAGGCUGACCCGGAAAGGUCUAGGCCCCCAGUGGAGUACGUUUUAAGACAGAGACAACCUGAACAGUGGCUUUUUCCAGGCCCCCAACACAUGAAGAAGAUAAUGUUUUUUAUGGUCCAAAGCUUUUAGAUAAAGAAUCUUCCCACCCACUCCAAAACUACAACAGUUGCUGAACCCACCCAGCACGUGCCCCCUCCAGGAGAGAAACACAUGCAGAACCUCCCCUGAAACAAGCCCCACAAAAGCCCCUCUGACCCAGAUGAAGGCAAACUGCCCCGGCUGCUGUUCGGCAUCCUGUUUUCAGGACCCACUCCUGCUUGGGGCGCUCAGUUCUCCCUCCCCGCUCUUAAUAAACUCUGCCUGCUAUC
Messenger RNA from Tupaia belangeri chinensis (Chinese tree shrew), 1797 nucleotides. It is a transcript of the gene NCR3, whose product is annotated as natural cytotoxicity triggering receptor 3. The transcript has 6 exons. NCBI's taxonomy places the organism in Eukaryota, Metazoa, Chordata, Mammalia, Scandentia, Tupaiidae. Gene Ontology annotation, biological process: natural killer cell activation; positive regulation of natural killer cell mediated cytotoxicity; immune response-activating cell surface receptor signaling pathway. Bases 709 to 1299 code for a protein of 196 amino acids. The record is from RefSeq and is a predicted model, not a curated record.